AUGUCAUCAGGAUUUAAAGUAGAAACAAUCUCAGGUGGAAAUGGUCAAAAACCAUCAGCAGGUCAACGUGUUCGUGUUCAUUAUACAGGAACAUUAACCAAUGGAAAGAAAUUUGAUUCAUCGCGUGAUCGUAAUCGACCAUUUGAAUUCAAUCUUGGCAAGGGAGAGGUUAUUAAAGGAUGGGAUUUAGGUGUUGCUCAAAUGUCAAAAGGCGAACGUGCUACAAUUACAUGCCCACCUGAUUAUGCUUAUGGCAACGAAAGUGUUGGCAAUGGAUUAAUUCCAGCUAAAUCUACAUUGAUUUUCGAUGUCGAAUUAAUUGACUUUAAAUGA
Rotaria socialis is the source of this 333-nucleotide messenger RNA. The record is from the annotation of a GenBank genome assembly. Lineage: Eukaryota; Metazoa; Rotifera; Eurotatoria; Philodinida; Philodinidae.